This is a messenger RNA of Mollisia scopiformis, 531 nucleotides long. RefSeq lists its product as uncharacterized. The transcript has 2 exons. The record is from RefSeq and is a predicted model, not a curated record. Gene Ontology annotation, molecular function: ubiquitin binding. The coding region runs from base 1 to 531 and encodes 176 amino acids. NCBI's taxonomy places the organism in Eukaryota, Fungi, Ascomycota, Leotiomycetes, Helotiales, Mollisiaceae.
AUGGAGGAGCAGACAAUAAACCUGCCGCAGCUGCUCAUAUUGCUCCUACUCGGAGGUCUCGCCAUACGAUACUUCUUUUUCGCGUCAAGUCCGACUACGUCGCAGACCAGAAGUGCUACGUCAGCAAACAACAUACGCGCGAGGGAGGCCGAUGUGGAACGAAUACAACAGGUGUUCCCGCAAGUAUCGCGGCGGAACAUAAUGUGGGAUCUACAGCGGAACGGAGGAAACGUGGUUGCUACAACAGAGAGGAUAUUGAGUGGCAGAGGGUUGGAACCCUCACAACCUGAUCUGAUUACAAGAUACAAUCUGAAAGCCAAACUAGCAGAAGAAGCCAGUAGACGAGAGAGCUCAGACAGCGCGGUCGAAGAGGAGCAGGCCAAGCAAAAGCAAGGCCAAGCUUGGAGCCAGAAUAAAGGCGAAAGACAGGCCUUACUACAGAGGAGGAGGGAAGAGAUGAUUCUAGCGGCGAGGAGGAAGAUGGAGGCCAAAGUUGCGGCAGAAUCGGGGCAGACGAACCAAAGUCCGUGA